AUGGCGCUGCUUGGACGGAGAAGAGCUUCUCUGUUCUAUCUAAUCGCCGCAGCAGCACUGCUCUUUCUUCUCUCCGUCGCUAUCCCCGCAGCCGCGGCAGCCUCUGUUGGUUCUGGUGUCAUUGGCAUUGAUCUUGGAACAGAAUAUAUAAAGGCCGUUCUUGUUAAACCAGGAAUACCCCUCGAGAUAGUCCUGACCAAGGACUCAAAGAGAAAGGAAGCCGCAGUUGUAGCAUUCAAACCUGCUCGCGAAUCUAGCCCUACAUUCCCCGAACGGUUUUAUGGUGGUGACGCUAGUUCACUUGCUGCCAGAUUCCCGGACGAUGUCUACGCCAACUUGAAGACUUUGCUCGGCGUUCCCGUGGAUAGUGGCAUCCAAGGCUCCGGAUCAGAGAACGAAAACUUGGUUGAGAUGUAUAGGCAGCGCUACCCGGCUCUGAAAAUUGAAGCUGGAUCUGGGGGCCGAGGGACUGUUGGGUUUAGGAGCGCGAAAGUUGGAGCAAAUGAUGGGAGGGAACCCUUCCUUGUUGAGGAACUGUUGUCUAUGCAGCUGAAGCAAGUCAAGGCAAAUGCAGAGGCAUUGGGUGGAAAGGGGACAAACAUUAAAAAGGCAGCCAUCACAGUUCCGCCGUUCUAUACUGCUGAGGAAAAGCGUAGUGUGGAGUUAGCCGCGGAGUUAGCUGGCCUUGACAUCGUCUCCAUGGUUAGCGAUGGUCUAGCCGUUGGCAUUAACUAUGCCACCUCCCGCACGUUCCCAAAUGUUUCUGACGGAAAGAAGCCUGAGUACCAUGUUAUUUUCGACAUGGGUGCUGGCUCUACUAGCGCAAACGUGCUCCGACUCCAGAGCCGCACUGUUAAGGAUGUGGGGAAAUUUAACAAAACCGUCCAGGAAAUCCACGUCCUCGGGACCGCCUGGGAAAAGACCAUGGGUGGUGACAUGUUCAACCAGCUAAUCGUGGAUGAUAUGGUAGAAAAAUUCGUCGCUACAAAAAAGCUUGGAGAUGUGACAGCCUCCCAAGUUAGAGCUCACGGAAAGACGAUGGCAAAGUUAUGGAAGGAUGCUGAGCGGGUCCGUCAGGUUUUGAGCGCAAACACUGAAACCACAGCAUCUUUUGAGAAUCUUUACCAGGAGGAUGUCAACUUCAAAUACACUCUCACUCGGGCCGAAUUUGAAAAAAUCACUGAGAAAUAUGCCAACCAGGUUACUGUUCCACUGACGGAAGCAAUUUCCGCGGCGGGCUUGAAGAUUAGCGACAUUGAAUCCGUGAUUCUUCACGGUGGUGCCACUCGAACUCCUUUUGUCAAGAAAGCACUUGAAGAAUCUACCGAUGGAAAAGUCAGAACAAAUGUCAAUGCCGAUGAGGCUGCUGUAUUUGGUGCUGCUUUCAAGGCUGCCUCCCUCAGUCCCUCAUUCCGCGUCAAGGAGAUCCGAACUUAUGAUACCUCGGGCUACGCUAUCAAUAUGAAAUGGAAAUCAGGAGACAAAGAUAGGCAACAGAUUCUUUUCACUCCUUACUCGGAGAGUGGGUCUGUCAAGUACCUGACUGUGAAGAAUGUGGAAGAUUUUACAAUUAAAUUUUCCCAAGUCUACACCCGAAAUGGCAAGCAGGUCGAAGCCCCCAUCCUCGAGGCACAAACAGCGAACUUGACUGCUUCUUCUUCUAAGCUCAGGGAUGAAUUUGGUUGCUCUCCUGUGAACAUUACCACCAUGGUGUCUGUCAGAUUGAACCCUGUAAACGGACUCCCCGAAGUUGUGGGUGGCAGUGUGAGUUGCGAUGUCCAAGUCGAGAAGAAGGGAGUUGUAGAGGAUGUCAAGGAAUUCUUUGGACUUGGGUCGAAGAAAUCUGACCAGGAACCUAUCAAGGAGCCUGAGGAUGCUAUUGACCUCGAGAACACUUCAUCAUCUACGACUUCGCCAGCAGACAGUACGUCUGCAAGUGCGACGUCCUCGACUGCUUCCUCCAAGGAAACAGACAAGGCUACCAAAGAGCCAAAAGUCCGAAUCGAGUCAAUCUCAGUUGGCUUUACAUCCGCCGUCUUAGGGAUACCGCCAAUAACGUCAGAGGAGAUGAAGCGUAUUCAAGAUCGCCUUUCCGCGUUUGAUGCCUCUGACCUUUCUCGUGUUCGCCGCGAAGAGGCAUUCAAUGAACUAGAAGCUUUCAUUUACAAAGGUCACCAUUGGCUUGACGAGGAGACUUUCACCAAGGCUACGACAAAAGAUGUCCUGAAGCAAUUGGAGGAGAAGCUUUCUAUCUUAGGAGAGUGGCUUCAUGAUGAUGGCACCAGUGCCGGAAUAGAAGAGCUUAAGGAUAAACUGCGUGAUUUGAAGGGGAUUGUCGACCCAGUAGUUGACCGAAGGAAUGAAGGUUUGACUCGCCCCAGAAAGAUCGAUGCCUUGAGGGGAAGUCUUGACAGCACCAAAAUGCUGGUAGAGAUUAUGGAGAGUCAGAUUAAAGCUGAAGAGGAGCUCUUCUCUUCUUCCUUGUCAGCUUAUGAGGCGGCUUCUACCGAGGUACCAUCUAGCUCGACAAACGAAGACUCAUCCUCUCCUUCCACCGCCUCAACGCCAACUAGCACCCCAUCUAAGGAUUCAAAUGGAGACGGCGAUCUUGACAAAGAUAACUUCGCUGAAUCAUCAUCCACAACACAAACUGCACCCCCAGUCAAACCCACCCUUACUUACUCCCUCUAUUCACCUGAGGACCUCUCAGCCGCCGCAAGUCUCCUAAACUCCACCACAAAAUGGCUUGAAUCUAAACUUGAAGAGCAGAAUAAGCUCAGCGAGUUUGAAGACCCGGCACUUACUAUCGCUGAAAUCGAUGCCAAGCUCAAAGAGAUCGAAAAGAUUCUCUCUAGCAUUCUCACCAAACAGAGACGACAAGGCUCCAGCAAAUCUAAACCAAUCACUAAAAAGAAGGUCAAGAACAUGAAAUCGCAGUCAAAACCCAAGGCUAAAUCGAAGACCAAGGAGACCCCAAAAAGCGAAACAACGAGCGCUAAAGAUGAAUUGUAA
Messenger RNA from Trichophyton rubrum CBS 118892, 3012 nucleotides. RefSeq lists its product as uncharacterized. Lineage: Eukaryota; Fungi; Ascomycota; Eurotiomycetes; Onygenales; Arthrodermataceae. Gene Ontology annotation, biological process: cellular response to hypoxia; negative regulation of hypoxia-induced intrinsic apoptotic signaling pathway; endoplasmic reticulum unfolded protein response. Bases 1 to 3012 code for a protein of 1003 amino acids. The record is from RefSeq and is a predicted model, not a curated record. Gene Ontology annotation, molecular function: ATP binding; ATP-dependent protein folding chaperone. Gene Ontology annotation, cellular component: endoplasmic reticulum chaperone complex. The transcript has a single exon.